AGUACAUUCGUUCGGAAGCUGUCUUGAAACAAAAUCGACAACUUGGAAACUGAAACUUGGAAGGAAGGAAAUUAAGUCAGAACCAAAUAUGACAUCUAACAUAUUAAUGGAUUUUCUGAAAAUACCAGAAAAAUAUCACUGUGUGCAGCAAUUCAACCAGAGUGUCAUCUUUGCUUCACAAAGAACCAAAGAAUAUAUUGGAUUCAAGGACCCUGAGUCCAAACUGAAGAUAAAUAAUUCAAUGUUGACUGAUAUUUUCCUCAUGACCUACAUUAACCGAAGCGUUCAGUGUAAGCUGACAGAAUCAAUCAGUUGUACAAAGAUGACUGAGGAGCAGACAAUCCUUUUGGGCACAGAUUGGGUUUGGGCGGUGCAGGAUACAUCUUCCAAAAACCCCAAGGUGCAGAUUGCAGUGCAAGCCAUUCACAUGGAGAACAAAGAAGACCAGGCGAUGAAGAUGAGAUUUCAGGCGACUGAGUCCUUGAAGCUGGCAAGGCAAGAGACAAUCAACAAAACUGACCCUGAGAAAUUCAAUGAUUUCUGUUCAUCCAUCGGGAAAGACUGUUACGGGCUCUUUCUUUUCUUUGGGUGCAAGGGUGACCCAAAGUCCAUCUGUGGCAUCCUGAGUAAUGACUUCCACACACACUUGGGAAAUGGUCAAGAGGUUGACAACACUUACCUACUAGAUUGCAUUGAGAAGGCUAAGACCUUUGUCACUCCAGGAAAAAUGUUGGAGCUGAUCCUUCAGAAAGAAGGUGUCCCAGACAACUUAAAGCCAACCUAUGUCAAGUUUACGCAAUAAGCUGCACCAGCAGACCACUUUUCACAGUUUUCAAAAACUUUCCAACAAGAUGGGGCAAAUCUUUUCUUUAUCAUUUGAGGAAACAGAACUUUCUAACAUAGCACUCCACUGCUUCUCAAAAUUGCUUUGCAUCUAUGCGUGGUGUUCACAUCAAUUAAUUCCUAUAAACAACAGGAGCUUUUAUUCUUCAGUCAUCCUUAAAAGUAGAAGUCGUAGAAUCAUAGAAUUUGAGAGGGAAUAAGGAAGCUAUUCAUCGCAUUGAGUUUGUAUCAGUUCUUUUGAAGAGUAAUCAGUUCCCAAAAGCAAAAGCCAGUAUAAAUGGUGAAUGACUCGACUCAUCCUGUGUACUUCAAAAGGGAUGGCCAAUACUGGAAUAAAUGUUAAGUAUAGAACAAACAAUAUUGGUUUUACAUUGUUUUUUCCCACUUGAGUUAACACCAUUCCUGGGAGCAUUCCCAUAUCCCUGCAAGUAUUUCACCUUCAAUUUUUCAUCUAAUUUCAAGAAUAUUUCAAGAGCAUUCACCACCUACUAUUAACUAUAUUCCUAAUCUUAAUCAAUUAAUACACUUGAAGAUGUCCCUCAUGUCCCCUCUGCCAACAUUACCAAUCAGUUUAAAUCAAUGUCUCAUGUUAUCGACCCUUGAGUAAAUGGAAACAGUUUCUCUUUAUUUACUCAAUCUAAACUAUCAUAGAAUCUCUACAGUGUGGAAACAGGCCAU
This is a messenger RNA of Chiloscyllium plagiosum (whitespotted bambooshark), 1521 nucleotides long. RefSeq names its product RAB15 effector protein (gene rep15). The record is from RefSeq and is a predicted model, not a curated record. NCBI's taxonomy places the organism in Eukaryota, Metazoa, Chordata, Chondrichthyes, Orectolobiformes, Hemiscylliidae. Gene Ontology annotation, biological process: receptor recycling.